Messenger RNA from Podospora pseudocomata, 2812 nucleotides. RefSeq names its product anthranilate synthase / indole-3-glycerol phosphate synthase. Gene Ontology annotation, biological process: L-tryptophan biosynthetic process. Gene Ontology annotation, molecular function: tryptophan synthase activity. The transcript is spliced from 4 exons. The record is from RefSeq and is a predicted model, not a curated record. Gene Ontology annotation, cellular component: cytoplasm. The coding region runs from base 440 to 2575 and encodes 711 amino acids. NCBI's taxonomy places the organism in Eukaryota, Fungi, Ascomycota, Sordariomycetes, Sordariales, Podosporaceae.
UUUUGAUGACGGGCUUGUCCGCAAGUAUCCACGAUCUCCGGCACCUCGGGUCGCGAUGACCGGCGCCGUGGCCUCUUCAGGCAUCGCGGGACAUGGCCUCCGCAAUCGGGGAAGGCCCAGGUCGUGGCGAGCCGGCAGAAAAAUUCCAUGUUCGGUGACGGGGGCGAGACUGCAGCACGCACUGCGGUCGAGAGGGGCACUGGAGGAGGGGCGGUGACUCAACCCCCAGAAGGGCUCCGCUAAUUUUCUGCCACUUUACAGGGGGGUGCCGCUGAUAUGAGGUUAUGACUCGCCUCCCAUUUCAACCACAACUCCAAACAAAGACAGAAGCAGAACCCGGGGAGAAACUUGUUGACAUAUUUCUGCUGCUGAAUCCCGACCUUCCUUCUCCUUCCCACCCAAUUGGUCUCUCGAUUGCCAGCACGCGCAUUCAUUCAAUAUGGAAGGCCUCAAGCAGACGUUUGCUCGCUGCAAGGCGCAGAACAGGUCUGCCCUUGUCACCUAUGUCACGGCCGGUUUCCCCAACCCCGCAGCCACUCCCGAUGUCCUUCUGGCUAUGGAGAAGGGCGGCGCCGAUGUUAUUGAGCUCGGCGUUCCGUUCUCUGACCCAAUUGCCGAUGGCCCUACCAUCCAGACUGCCAACACCAUCGCUCUCCAGCAUGGCGUGACCACCGAGGGCGUCCUCGACAUGGUCCGCGUGGCCCGCAAGCGUGGCCUCAAGGCUCCCAUUCUCCUCAUGGGCUACUACAACCCCCUCCUCAGCUACGGCGAGGAGCGUCUCCUCAAGGACUGCAAGGAAGCCGGUGUCAAUGGCUUCAUCAUUGUCGAUCUGCCCCCCGAGGAGGCCGUCUCCUUCCGCAGACUCUGCACCCGCGGCGGUCUCUCCUACGUCCCCCUCAUUGCUCCCGCCACCUCGGAUGCCCGCAUGCGUAUCCUCUGCCAGCUCGCCGACUCCUUCAUCUACGUCGUCUCUCGCCAGGGCGUCACCGGUGCUAGUGGCACCCUGAACGCUCACUUGCCGGAGCUCCUCGCCCGUGUGAAGAAGUACAGUGGCGACAAGCCCGCGGCCGUCGGUUUCGGUGUCAGCACUCGCGAUCACUUCCAGUCCGUGUCUCAGCUUGCAGAUGGUGUUGUCGUCGGCAGUCAGAUUGUUACUACCAUUAUGAACGCCGCCGAGAACGAGAUCAACAAGGCUGUGCAGGAGUACUGCGGUUACCUUUGCGGUCGCACCACCUCCCCCGAGGAGGAGGCCACCCGCGAGGUUGGCAUUCUCGAGGCCAUCAACGGUGCUCAGGAGACUGGAGAUGUGUCCGUGGAUGCUGUCAUCAAGGAGACGGAUGACCUUGUUGCCCAGCUCGACAUGAUCAACUCUGAUCUCCCCAAGCGUUUCGGCGAGUUUGGUGGCCAGUACGUCCCCGAGUCCCUGAUGGACUGCCUUUCCGAGCUUGAGGACGGCUUCAACAAGAUCAAAGAUGACCCGGCUUUCUGGGAGGAGUACCGCUCUCACUACCCCUGGAUGGGCCGCCCCGGUCACCUCCAUCUGGCUGAGCGCCUGACGGAACACGCUGGUGGUGCGAACAUCUGGCUUAAGAGAGAGGAUCUCAACCACACCGGUUCCCACAAGAUCAACAACGCCCUCGGUCAGCUCCUUCUCGCCAGGAGAUUGGGCAAGACCAAGAUUAUUGCCGAGACCGGUGCCGGCCAGCACGGUGUAGCCACAGCUACCGUCUGUGCUAAGUUCGGCAUGGAGUGCACUGUUUUCAUGGGCGCUGAGGAUGUUCGCCGACAGGCUCUUAAUGUGUUCCGCAUGAAGCUUCUCGGCGCCAAGGUCGUUGCCGUCGAGGCUGGCAGUCGCACCCUCCGCGACGCCGUCAACGAGGCUCUCCGCUCUUGGGUCGUCAACCUCGAGGACACCCAUUACAUCAUUGGAUCUGCCAUCGGUCCCCACCCCUUCCCCACCAUUGUCCGCACCUUCCAGUCCGUCAUUGGCAGAGAGACCAAGCAGCAGAUGCUCGAGAAGCGUGGCAAGCUCCCCGAUGCCGUCGUUGCUUGCGUCGGUGGCGGCUCCAACGCCGUCGGCAUGUUCUACCCCUUCGCCGAGGACAGGAGCGUCAAGAUGUUGGGCGUGGAGGCUGGUGGUGACGGUGUCGAUACCCUUCGCCACAGUGCUACUCUCACUGCUGGCUCCAAGGGUGUUCUCCACGGCGUCCGGACCUACAUCCUUCAGAACGAGCACGGCCAGAUCGACGAGACCCACUCCGUCUCCGCCGGUCUCGACUACCCCGGCGUCGGCCCCGAGUUGUCCAACUGGAAGGAUACCGACCGUGCCAAGUUCAUUGCUUGCACUGAUGCCCAGGCCUUUAUUGGUUUCCGUCUGAUGAGUCAACUGGAGGGUAUCAUUCCCGCCCUUGAGUCUUCCCACGGUAUCUGGGGCGCCAUUGAGCUCGCCAAGACCAUGAAGAAGGGCGAGGACGUUGUCAUUUGCCUGAGUGGCCGUGGCGACAAGGACGUGCAGAGCGUUGCUGAUGAGCUGCCCAAGAUUGGACCUGUCAUUGGCUGGGACUUGCGCUUCUAAGCUUGCUUUUUUUGCUUGCUCCUUCACUUGGUGGGGGUGAAUGCAGUUGUUUUGGAUUUGGAUUUUAAAAAACAAUAUCAAGCAGAGGGACGUAUCUGUUACAUAGAUGGAGCGGAGUUGAUCUCGAAUGCCGGGUGUACCAGGCCACCGUUUGGGUGGGUCGUGGAGGAAAUACAUUGGCAUUCUGCGCGUUACUUGUUCUUGGUCUCCAUGUGAUGUUAUCUCCCCGUGCUCGGC